ACGUUGUCGCAACUGAUGGAUCUAAUUCUGACUGUGGACAAUGCCGACGAUUUCACCGAGAACUUCUAUGUGACGCUUGCUAUGGUCGUAUCAUGCUGUAAGAUGUUCAGUUUAUUGAAAAAUCGCAACAACAUUGCAGAGCUGAUCGAUAUUCUGAUGAAAAAGCCAUGCAGGCCUACUGAACAUGAUGAAAUAGAGAUUCGACAGAAAUUCGACAAUCUCAUACAAACAAACACGUUUUGUUACGCGACUCUAGUCGAAAUGACAUGUGCGUUUGCAUUAGCAACAUCUGUGUUCAAAGACUACAGAAAACACAGACUAGCUUUUCGUGCGUGGUUACCAUUCAACUAUUCUUCGCCGAUGUUAUUUCGAAUCGCUUAUGUUCAUCAAUCGAUAAGCUUAACAGCUGGAUCGAUCAUUCAGGUCGCUUGUGACAGCCUAAUUUGCGGAUUACUGAUGCACAUUUGCUCUCAGCUGGAAAUAUUGGAGUGUCAUUUGAAAAAACUCCUAAACAAGCCAUCACAUUUUCUUCGCGAAUGCGUUGUACAGCACACAAGCAUUUUCGAAUUCGCAUUAAUGGUGAACGAAAGAUUUAAAUUCACAAUCACCAUCCAAUUCUUAGUGAGUACGUUAGUAGUAUGCUUCAAUUUGUACCAAAUGACGCAGACGAGCGUGUUAAGUGCGAAAUAUGUUCAAAUAAUAUUAUAUAUGUUUUGCAUGCUAACACAAAUCUCUUUUUAUUGCUGGUAUGGAAACGAAGUUAAGUUGAAGAGUCAGCAACUGGUCAGUAAUAUAUUCGAAAUGGAAUGGUUUACAUUGGAUUAUCGCGUUCAAAAGAAUUUGUUAAUAAUUAUGAAGCGCAGUAUAAUACCUAUUGAGUUCACCAGUGCCUACAUUAUCUCUAUGAAUCUUCAAUCAUUUGUUAGUUUGCUCAAGACAUCGUAUUCUGCUUACAAUCUACUUCAACAAACGCGAUAAUAAAGUAGUAAAAACAUAAAAGUAGAAGAAAAUUGAUAUUUAUAUUUUCUAUUUAUAUAAACAUUAAUCUUUGUAUUGUAUGAAACAAAUAU
Messenger RNA from Wasmannia auropunctata (little fire ant), 1070 nucleotides. Its product is annotated as putative odorant receptor 85d. Gene Ontology annotation, molecular function: olfactory receptor activity; odorant binding. Gene Ontology annotation, cellular component: plasma membrane. The transcript is spliced from 5 exons. Gene Ontology annotation, biological process: sensory perception of smell; detection of chemical stimulus involved in sensory perception of smell. NCBI's taxonomy places the organism in Eukaryota, Metazoa, Arthropoda, Insecta, Hymenoptera, Formicidae. Bases 16 to 978 code for a protein of 320 amino acids. The record is from RefSeq and is a predicted model, not a curated record.